This is a messenger RNA of Eruca vesicaria subsp. sativa (arugula), 1809 nucleotides long. The record is from the annotation of a GenBank genome assembly. Lineage: Eukaryota; Viridiplantae; Streptophyta; Magnoliopsida; Brassicales; Brassicaceae.
AUGGGGAAGAAGGAGAACGAGAUGUCAGCGAUGGAGAUCGACGAUCCCAAAUCCGACGGCUCUGAACAGAUCAUUCCGAGAUUCUCGAUGAACGUUUUGCAGAUCAUGAAAUCUUCUCAGGCGCAACAUGGUCUGCGUCGUGGUGACUAUACUCGUUACCGGAGGUACUGCUCAGCACGGUUGAGGAGGCUAUACAAGUCGUUGAAAUUUACUCAUGGACGUGGUAAAUACACUCGCCGAGCCAUUCUUGAAUCAACUGUCACUGAUGUUAGGUUUCUUCAUGUGGUUUUCUAUAUGGCGGAAAGAGCGUGGAGUCAUGCGAUGGAGAAGAGGCAGCUACCGGAUGGGCCUAAUGCAAGGCAGAGGAUAUAUUUAAUUGGUAGGUUGAGGAAGGCAGUGAAAUGGGCUUCGCUUUUCUCGAGUCUGUCCUCUAUUAAGACGGAUUCCAGGACAUCUUUGGAAGCUGAGGCAUAUGCUUCGUAUAUGAAAGGCACCCUGUUGUUUGAGCAAGAUCAGAAUUGGGAAACUGCGUUGGCAUGUUUCAAAAACGCCAGUGCUGUUUACGAGGAACUCGGGAAAUAUGGUGAUCUGGAGAACCAAGUUCUUUGUCGGGAACGGGUUGAGGAGCUUGACCCCAGUAUUCGAUACUGCCUACUCAAAAUCGGCAAAACAAACUUGCAGACAUCUGAACUACGUCAGAUUGGCGAGAUGGAAGGUCCUGCAUUGGAUCUUUUCAAAGCAAAGAUUGAGGCUGCUAUGGAAGAGGCCAGAUCUCAACAAGCUGCAUCUCUUACAGAGUUUAAUUGGCUUGGCUACAGAUUUCCAGUUUCCAACCCAAAAUCUCGGGUUUCUAUAUUAAAAGCACAAGAUCUUGAGAAGGAGCUACAGGGUCCAGGAGCAGAGUCUCUCCCUGCUGAGAAAAAGCUGACCAUGUAUGAUAAAUUAUUCACUGCAUAUAAUGAUGCGAGGAGCACCAUACGCAGUGACUUGGUAAGUGCAGGAAAUGCUGAAUCUGUUAAAGAUGAUCUGAAUGGUCUGGACAAAGCUGUUGGAGCUGUGCUAGGACAAAGAACCAUUGAAAGGAACCAGUUGUUAGUUAAAAUAGCAAAGAGUAAACUGAACAAGAAACGUGAUGAGAAAACUGAAAAGGUUACCAAGCCUGAAGAGCUUGUUCGAUUGUAUGACCUUCUGUUACAGAAUGUCGCUGAUCUUUCUGACCUCAUUAGCUCUGGAAGAGACAGGAAACCUGAAGAGAUUGCCUUCGAAGAAGAGUGUCAGCGCAAAAGCUUAGCCUUUCGUGCUGAAAGGUGCUUCUAUUUGGCAAAGUCAUAUAGCCUAGCAGGAAAAAGGGUUGAGGCUUAUGCCUUAUAUUGUCGAGCUCGAUCUCUUGCUGAAGAUGCCCUGAGCAAGUUUCAGAGCAUAGCAAAUAAAGAUGAGGGAAUAAUCCAGGAACUGAAGGCACUGAGCAAAGAAUGCAGAGCUAAUAGUUGCAUAGAACACGCGACAGGGAUCAUGGAGGAAGAGAAGGCGCCAGAGAAUCUGUCAAAGAAAAUCUCAACUAUAUCUCUAAACGAUACAGCCACUAAGGUGGAGAAAUACCUGGUAGAUAAACUGGAAAUGUAUGAAUCAGCAGUUGGAGAUGCGAACACAAAAAUGGCACCAAAGAUCGAACGGUUCCCUCCUGCAUUCCAGUCUAUACCUCGUAACCCGAUUGUUCUAGACUUGGCCUACAAUUGCAUUGACUUCCCGGUACUUGACGAAAGGAAGAAGAAAGUCCAGAGAGGUUUCAUUAGUCGUCUCUGGGGCUGA